Biomphalaria glabrata is the source of this 414-nucleotide messenger RNA. RefSeq lists its product as uncharacterized. NCBI's taxonomy places the organism in Eukaryota, Metazoa, Mollusca, Gastropoda, Planorbidae. Bases 1 to 414 code for a protein of 137 amino acids. The transcript has a single exon. The record is from RefSeq and is a predicted model, not a curated record.
AUGGUAGUACAACUUGUGAUCAACCAAAUUCCUAGAUAUCUCAUAGAGAUGGUUGUUCAAGUUGUGAUCAACCAAAUUCCUAGAUAUCUCAUAGAGAAGGUAGUACAACUUGUGAUCAACCAAAUUCCUAGAUAUCUCAUAGAGAUGGUAGUACAACUUGUGAUCAACCAAAUUCCUAAAUAUCUCAUAGAGAUGGUAGUACAACUUGUGAUCAACCAAAUUCCUAGAUAUCUCAUAGAGAUGGUAGUACAACUUGUGAUCAACCAAAUUCCUAGAUAUCUCAUAGAGAUGGUAGUACAACUUAUCAACCAAAUUCCUAGAUAUCUCAUAGAGAUGGUAGUACAACUUGUGAUCAACCAAAUUCCUAAAUAUCUCAUAGAGAUAAUAUCUAAAUUGUGUGUAAUACCUAACUGA